Sarcophilus harrisii (Tasmanian devil) is the source of this 4961-nucleotide messenger RNA. RefSeq names its product TNF receptor superfamily member 8 (gene TNFRSF8). Lineage: Eukaryota; Metazoa; Chordata; Mammalia; Dasyuromorphia; Dasyuridae. The record is from RefSeq and is a predicted model, not a curated record. Gene Ontology annotation, molecular function: protein binding. Bases 138 to 1631 code for a protein of 497 amino acids. The transcript is spliced from 11 exons.
ACCUGUGUUGAGUUUGCACGUCUCGGGGGUGUGCACGUCCCCGCCGGCGGUUGCCUGGCUCUGAGCUGGGCUUGGGGUCGAGGCUUGCGGCUACGCUGGCCAGCAGGCAGAGAGGAGCGCUCAGGAGCUGCGGGCGGAUGCCCUGCGAGGGGCGGAGCGGAGCCGAGCGCGCCGGAGCUGCAGCGCGCACAGCACCUGGACGUGGGCUGCGCCUAUGCGCCGCUCCGCUUGCCCGUUACCGUCUAUCGGCUCCGGGGGCCCGGGGUCCGCGGCUGAAGGGGCUCCCCGCGAGCUCGCUCCGAGACGCGCGAAGCUGUCAGGGAGUCCUGGGAGGGCCAGCUCGGCAGUUCCGACUUCUCUCUUUUCUUCUUCUCCUCCUCCGCGGCGCUCCAGCCUGGCACACCAUGGCCACCGGGCGCGCUGCGCUGGGGCUGCUGCUCCUCGGGGCGGUCGGGGCCCUCCCACAGAAACAAAACUUGUGUACACCCAGCUUCUAUCACAAUGAGUCUUCUGGGAGAUGCUGCUACCACUGUCCCCCAGAUCAGGUGCCUCAAAAGUCAUGUCCCCAAGGGCCUCAAGACUGCAGAAAGAAGUGUAAUCCAGACUAUUACUUGGAAGAUAAGCAGAAAGCCCACUGCCUGGCCUGUGUUAGCUGCUCAGAAGGUGACCUUGUGGAGACGAUUCCGUGUACCUGGAACACCCCUCGGGUCUGUAAAUGCCAGGAUGGUAUGUUCUGUGCCACACUAGCCAGGUACACCUGUGCCCGCUGUGUGAAACACUCCCUGUGCCCACCGGAGGCCAGAGUCAAACACCAAGGCACGUCGGAGAAGGACACUGUCUGUGAACCCUGUCCUCCUGGGACCUUUUCCAACUAUAGCUCCAGUGGCAAAGAUUGUCUGCCUAAGCCCAGGAUCAGAAAUAUUACAGAGCCUUCCAACACCACAGCUGGUUGGAGUCUAACCCAAGACACUGAGACUGUUUCACCAUCUCUCACUGGAAGACCCAAUCCAGGGUCCGAGCCUCUUUUCUGGGUGAUGACUAUCUUUGCCGUGAUGUUGGGUUUGGUUGUGUUCCUGGUCUGCCAGCAGAAGGCCUGCAGGAAGGGGAUUCUGCAGAAGCUUCAUCUCUAUUCUGGCCAAAACUUCCAACCCAAGGUCAGAUCUUUGGGUUACAGCCCCAGGAAAAAUUGCCAACAGCCCAGGAGUCUUCCAAGGAAAGCCAAGGUCACCGAAAAGCAAGGGUUAAUGAGUAGUCGCCCGGCCCCGGAGACAGCCAAGUCUCUAAUGUCCUUCUGCAAGGAAUCUGUUGGCCCGGAUCUGAAUGCUGCUGAGAAUCUUGGCCCUGGCGAUAUUUCUGAACCCAGACCGAUCCCGGAGCAUACCAAUAACCAGAUUGAGAAUAUUUAUAUCAUGAAAGCUGACACCGUGAUUGUUGGGUCUGUUGCCAGAGUGUCCGAGGGCAGGAAUCCCACCACAACAUUGGAAAUUGAGGAGAAGACCCUGGAGACAGACCAGUCUACCCAUUACCCAGAGCAGGAGACAGAGCUGUCCCCUGGGGGCCACAUUGAUGUCAUGUUCUCCGUGGAGGAGGAAGGGAAGGAAUACUGGCCAACGGCUGUGUCUGCCAAGUGAGGGCCAGAGGAAGGAGGCCAGGCAUCUCUGGGAGCGAGCUUGGGAAGCUGGGAUAACAAGCAGGGGCUGAGCUGGGGGCCCUUCUUUGCAGGCCACAGGGCUCGGGACACAUGCCUGAGCUGACCUUCCUGAAUUGUUUAAUGGAUUACACUGGAAUGUUCUGGAGGCUGUUCUGGCUUUGGCCAGAUGCCUACCCUGCGGGGCUGACUUCCACUUUGAAGAAAGUGAUUUAGGGACAAGGGGGCACUAAAAGGUUCAGUUUGCUGGGAGAGACAGAAGGAUUUACUCUUUCCUGCCAUCUCUCCGUUGCUUCCAGGCCCAGGCCACCCAAGCACACUUGGCCGUCUUCAUUGAGGCACCUGGAAUCCAUUCUGUCCAGAGUGGCAGAGACCAAGUGGCUAGCUUUGGCCCUAGGCCACUGCUUCCUUUUCCCCUGCACCCAGCACUCUUCAGUUCCCUUUCUGAAAUGCUUCCUAGGACCAUAUUGGCAAACGUACCACUGGGAAAAUGUGGGUCCCUCAGAAGCGGGCUCUAAGCCAGUCCCCUGUGGUUACUCUGCUUGAUUGGAAAAGGAAAGUCCAACUGGGAUUUGUGUUUGGAUCUUUCUCUUCAGAUCUUGUGAAUGCUGAGCAAAGAUAAGCAGAUUUUAGGUUCAAAGGUACUCCUGUCUGGCAGGGGACCUGCGGGUGGCCCCCAGCUACUGCUGACCAUUCUGACUGGUGGUAUCCCACUGACCCACCAGUCCAGUGAUAUCUGCGUAGGUACUUGGUGCCCAUCUUCUUUACCAUCUGACUGCUGCUUCUUCAGUCUCCCUGAUAUCAUCUGACAAGGACACUGCUUAGGACAUGAGGUUUUCUAGCAGGCAGGACUCAUCUGUUAUCUGGAGUAGAGAUCUUUUAAACCCCGAACCUCCCAUCUUAUUUCCCUUCUGACUUAAACUGAAGAGUGUGAAGGAGAACUUUGGAGUAAGGGAGAUCCAGUUUCAUAUCACACCUGAUACUUAAUAGCUCUGAGAUCUGGGCAAGUCACUUAAAUUAUUUGCCUCGGUUUUCUCAUUUGUAAGAUGAGAGAUGGUCAACUCCUAACUUCCCACCCUGAGAAGUGGAAGGAUGGAGGGAAGCAGUAUAGGAAAGAAAACAGGAAAACCACAAAAGAUACAGAGCUAAGCCUGCCGUGGUCCUUCUUUAUGGAGCCUCCUCUUCUCUUUGAGAAGGCCGAUUGCUAAACCUAGAAUGGUAGAUAAGUAACUUUCACUAAGAACUGCUGAGGGUAAAAAAAUUGGUCUGGCCUACUCUUGGGAGUCAGUAGCUCAGCAAACCCUGGGCAUGGUGGGAAAGUUUGGAUCUUUGUAUUGCAAUUUUAGCGUUUGAUUUAUGCUUAUUUUUGAACCUCUGUACACAGGGAAACAAGACAGCAAACAACCCAACACUUGUGUUGGUAUAGCUCUCUGUCUUCAAAUUCAAUGGACUGAGUAAAUGCUGCUUGGACUAAAUAAGGCCAUGAGCGUUAGUUAAGAGAAAAUGUGUUGGCAUUUCCCCAAGUCUGUUUGAAUUUCUCUGUAUUUGCCUUUCACUUUUAGGACACCAGCCUGAUCAAUGUAGGUGGGAUAAUAUCUCUUAGUUUUGUUUUUUUUUUAUGUUACAAAAAGAGCAUUGAAUAUGUCGUUUCAUACAUAUAAGUCUGGAAAGAACCUUAGAAGUCAUCCAGUCCAACAUUAAAUUGGGUCUCGGCCUCAUCUCUAAUGAUUACUACACUUGUGACUAGAUAAGCCACUUUGCUGACCUUGGUUUCUUCAUCUAAAAUGAAAGGAUUGGAUUGUAUCUGAGAUGUCAAACUAGAUCAGCAGCUGUAAGCCUUCAGCAAAACUCCCUAGUGUGACCCAAACCAAACCAAAAAAAGACAUUUGGAAAACAUUUAACAAAAUGCAUAGAAAUACAAUACAACACAGAUAAUGUUAAUUUGUGGUUUUCUAACUCCGUAUGCAUUGGCAAGGAUUUAUUUCUAUUUGAAUUCUACUGCACUGCUUUCCUGGAUUUCAUCAUCUCCAGAAGCUCAUCAUUCUGCAAGAUGAAACCAAUUUAUAAACUCAUACCUCCUCAGAAUUUUCCUACCACCUGUAGGACUUUGUUGUGUGUGCCCCUGCUCUGCGUAACCUUCCCCCCAAAACCCCAUUCUUAUGUGUUACAGCUCCUGUUAGAUUGUGACCUCUUUGAGGACAGGAAUUGUCCUUUUUUUAAAAUAAGUUUUCAUUGAUAUUUUCUAAUUCUUGAAUUAAUAUAGUAUCCCAUGUAGUCCUUCUCCUCCCCUUUCUAGAGAGCCAACUCAUAUGAGAAACUAUUUUUAGAGGGAAAAAAAGAAACCCAACAAACUGAUACAUUGAAAAACUUUGAAAACAUGUGCAAUGUAUAACACAUGUGGACCUCCAACCUCCACAAAGAGGUAGAUUGGGAAAUGUCUUUCUAUAAUUUGAAUCCCACUUUUAAUAACUUUGUUGCAUUUACUUUUUAUUUUUAGAUUUGUCACUAUUCUUUCCAUCUACAUUGUUGUAAUUACUGUGUAUAUUAUUUUCUUGGCUCUGUUUGCUUCACUCUGAAUUAAUUCAAAUAAGUUUUAUAGCACAAUCAUAUUCUUUUACAUUCAUGAACCAUAAUUUGCUUAGCCACAUCCCAAUAGGAAUUUUCAAUUCUUAGUUAUCAGAAAAAAUGUUGCUUUAUACAUUUUGAAGUAUAUGGAGACAUUUUUCUUGUCAACAGCUUCUUUGAGAAUAUAAGCCCAAUAAUGGAAUCUCUGGCUCAAAAGGUAGUGACUUUAUUUGCAUUAUUCCAAGUUACUUUCCAAAAUGGUUGUACUAUUUCACAGCUCUACCAACAAUGUUUUUAUUGAGUCUACCUUUCCAUAACACCUCCAACAUUUACUAUUGCUAUUUUUGUCAUUUUGGCCAAUAUACAGAGUAUGAGAUGAAAUUUCAGGGUUGUUUUGAUUUGUGAUUGUCUUAUUAUUAAUGAUUUGGAACAUUUCUUCAUGGAGUGGUGAAUACUUUGCAGUUGGUCUUUGGAGAACUGCUUAUUCAUAUCCUUUGAUCAUUUAGCUACUGGAGAAUGACUAUUGUUUUUAUACAUUUAUGAAUUGUAUGUAUGUGUAUAUUUAUGCAUACAUACACAUUGUGCAUAUACCUUCCCAAAAUAUCAAAUCCUUAUCAGAGAAAUUUGUUAACAAGAUUUUCUUUCACCAUCUACAACCAUUCAAAUUUCCCUUCAAUAUCCUGGAUAUAUUAUAAAUAGGCAGGAAUUGUCAUAAGCCUUCAUUUUUUUUAAGGUUAUACAUGUACAU